AGUUGUCGGCCGGCCGGCGCCGUGGAAGGUAGGGGUGUGCGAGAACAGGUGACGUGACCAGAGGGACGCGACUGCCGCAGUGACAGCGGAGGGGACUGCACCGUGCCGGUACUGUGCGAAAUGUGCUGCACUGGUGUCCGCUCCUGAUCUGACCAGGUCACGGCGACGGGUCGGCCCGGGUCCAGGUGCCGGAAAUCGGGUCAUCUCGGCGCACGGGACGGGAGGCUAACGGGACGACCGGCGAGUCACAACAGGGACGAAGGGCGGCCCCGCCCGGCCGGCACGCGCGGCCACAGACAUGGAGAGAAGUCAGGACACCAUCGACACCGAGACGUUCAACAGCCAGGACUUCAUAGAGUACCUGAACGAGUACCGCUUCGUCAGUCUGGACGGCGCCGAGGACCCUACUGACGAGGAGAACCCGCCCGAGGACGGCGAGGAGGAGGCGGAAUGGCUGCGUCAGGCCGGCUUCGGCUCCCUCCUGACGGCUCUGGAGCCCACCUCGGAGUCGGGAGACACCGAGUGGGAGGGCUUCGUCACCCUCUCCCACAGACAGGCGGCCGUGGUGAAGCGGCGACUGCACGUGCUGCGGGACACGGCCCAGAAGCGGCGCGGUCAGCGCAGCCGGCGGCCCGACAUGCGCCGUCUGUUCCCCUCGGAGGGCAGCGGCAGCACGGGCUCGCGCAGCCGGUCCGCCACGCCCGACUCUCUGGACCCUCUGUCUCCGCCUCUGACUCCGCCGGACACGGCCGGCAGACUGCAGGCGGGCUCUCCAAACAGCCAGGGCUACCACAGCAGCUCCAGAGGGUCACUGGACAGACUGGAGGGCGCGGGGGAGGAGGAGGAACGCGCCUCAGGUGUACCCGAGUUCCGGCACGUCCUGCGAAUUCCGUUGGACUCGGAACCGCGGGACCUCAGGUCGGAACAAUCAGAAAAAUCACUUGAUCAUCGGCCACGCUCGCCGGAUAAGUCACGUGACCACCGGUCAGAGCCACCGGAGAAGUCACGCGACCGGCAUCGAGCAUCCUCGAAUUCAUCACGUGACCGAGGUCGUCGGGAGGCGGCCCGGUCACGUGACCGUCGUCCGGAGCCGGUGCGUCGCCUGCGCUCUGCGCGCGACCAGCCGGACCGCAGCCGACGGCCUCCCAUCACCCUGUUCGAGACCAGUGGCCGGUACGACCUGAGCAGGCAGGAGUCGUCGCCGUCAGACUCAUCAGGCAUCGAGACGGUCUCGUUCCAGUCGGUGGGCUCGGUGCGGCGUCCCCGGCGGCCGGUCGCUCCGGCCCCUGUCCGGCCUGCAGAGGUGCCGGCCGUCCGCCACCCACCGGUCAGCAGGCGAGCCUCCACCCCUGCCGCCCCGACCAGCGCCGCCCCCGUCGCCCCCGCCGUCCGACCUGCGGUCUCCAGGACUGCCACGCUCUCCGUGGAAGAGCGGCUCGGCCGGACGCGGCUCUGCGACCUCUCUGAGUCGGACGUGGUGCGUGUGCAGAAGCUGGCGCUGCUAGAGCUCACCGGACUGUUUGACGAGCACGGCCUCAGCUACAGCCGCCGGAAGGCGCGCCGGCGUCGGCUCGGAGCUCGAUCCAGUGCCGAGGGCGCCGUGUUUGGUGCCUCGCUCGGCUCGCUGCUGAAACGUGACCUGCAGCGGCUGGCGCGCGCCCAGCCGGUGCCGCUCGUCUUUGAGACGAUCCUGACGCACCUGGAGCGGCACGGUGUGCGCGAGGAGGGCCUUCUGCGCGUGCCUGGCCACCGCGGUAAGACCGAGCAGCUGCGCCAGCUGAUCGACGAUCAGUUCUACAGCCACCCGGCGGCGGUGGAGGCGGCCCUGCGAGCCAGUAGCGCCAACGACGCGGCGGCGCUGCUGAAGCAGCUGCUGCGCCAGCUGCCGGCGCCGCUGCUCACCGACGAGAGUGUGGACGCGUUCUACCGGUCGGACGCGCUGCCGGCCGGUCCGGACCAGCUGCAGGCGCUCUCGCUGCUCUGUCUGAGACUGCCGCCGGCCAACCGCGCCCUGCUGCGGCGCCUGCUCGACUUCUUGGCCGCCAUCGCCGCCCACGAACGCACCAACAAGAUGUCGCUGGAGAACGUGGCCAUGAUCAUGGCGCCCAACCUCAUCCCGCCGGCCAGACGACGGCAGAAGGACAUCACGGCUGAGAUCCAGUUCGCGGCCGUGACGUCUCGCGUGGUGCGCCGGCUGGUGCAGCAGCGCGAGCAGCUGUGGCUGGUGCCGCCCCAGUUUGUGCGUCAGGUACGGCACCAGCACGAGGAGGAGCUGUACGAGCGGGCCCGACGCGACUCGGCUGGACCGAUGAAGAAGCUGCUUCGCCGCCGGGACACGGCCAUCGUGAGGAAAAUCGAUAACGAGGUGGACUUUCAGGAGGGAGUACUGCGCGUGUCGGCCGAUCAGUUCGGACGGCCCAGCUGGCCAGUCCGGCUGGAGGCAGACACCACCGCCGGAGACCUGGUCGCCAGCUGUCUCCGCGAGGUGGCGCUGCCGGACACCUCCUGUCGAGUUCGUCAGGAGCGGCGGCGUCACUCGACGGCGCCGUCACCGGAGGUCGGCACCGUCUGCAGCCUCAGACGGAGGGUGGACCUGGCGACGGCGCUGCAGACACACUUCCUGCACGAACACGGCGGAAACAUAGGCGAGCGGCGUCUGGAGCACUGCGCGGUGCUACUCGACUGCUACCAGGAGAACCCGAACGCCCGCUGGGUGGUACACUGCUGUCACGACCUGGAGGCCCCAGCCGACCCGAGGACGGCCGGCCCUCCGCAAACACCCUCGAGCCAAUGAGUCGUCUCACUGGAAACUGGGUAGGAGCUGGAAGGUAUACGUUGGGUUUGAUGUUGAACGUGUUGUAUGUGGGAGGAUGGGACGGGAGUCAUUUGUCUGUGGAAAUGUCAUGUUAUGUCGUUAGAACUUAGAAGUGCUAGAUACUGGAGCUUUCAGAUGACCAGGAACUUUGAGGAGAUAACCAAGAUCUGGAUGAACCAGGAUUCACCAGACCAAGAUGCUCGAGUGUUUGAGUUUAUAUGGCUUUAAAAACGAAUGACGACAGGAUUGUCUAUCGUAAGUGGAAAUGUCACUGUAGCUUCAAUGAUACCGAGCUCAUUGUGUCUCGCAAGUAGCAAGACGAUAGAUUUGGAUUGAUGCUUUGGUUGUUAUUCUUUCAAGGUAUUCCUACAGCCAUCUUUCGAAAACGUGUAAAGUAUAGCUGCCCUGAAUAGCCAUGCGGGGAGUGGGUUUCGACGUUCUUGCCCCUGUUAUGUGGACUUGGUUUGGUCUGUACCGUCCGGUGUGUUUAGCCAUCGAAGGACGCAGCGGUCCAAUGCUAUUGAGACAGACCGUCAUUAGGUUGGUGUCUUGUGUUCGCUGUGGCUUUCAUUGCGCGGUGUUGAUGCAAUGCUAACGGUGACCACUCCUGGCCCUCGGGCCGUUGUGAUUUCGUGAUGAGUGGUUUUACCAUCGACAUGUUAUCUUGGUGGGGUGUGUGUUAUGGGGCUCAGUUGACAAUAUACACGCUGCUCAAAGAUAAAUGCU
Messenger RNA from Amphibalanus amphitrite, 3541 nucleotides. RefSeq lists its product as uncharacterized. Gene Ontology annotation, molecular function: GTPase activator activity. NCBI's taxonomy places the organism in Eukaryota, Metazoa, Arthropoda, Thecostraca, Balanomorpha, Balanidae. Gene Ontology annotation, biological process: regulation of small GTPase mediated signal transduction; signal transduction; regulation of actin filament polymerization. The record is from RefSeq and is a predicted model, not a curated record. Bases 299 to 2794 code for a protein of 831 amino acids. Gene Ontology annotation, cellular component: cytoplasm. The transcript has 11 exons.